Ambispora gerdemannii is the source of this 1344-nucleotide messenger RNA. NCBI's taxonomy places the organism in Eukaryota, Fungi, Glomeromycota, Glomeromycetes, Archaeosporales, Ambisporaceae. The record is from the annotation of a GenBank genome assembly.
AUGGUCAGAAACGACAAUCCGCGCAAAAGAUCAAUGUCUGUUACACCAUCGGUUCAGAACUCGACUGGAAGCACGGAAGGUUUUUUGCUCCUUUGGAACGAGCACACGCUAGAGGAGUCGAGGAAGCGGUGGUUGCCUGAAAAGACCAGCUGUGUUGCUUCGAAUCCGAGCUCAUGUGAGAAAUCCUUGAGAAUAACGGGACCCGGAUCGUGCAUAACAGAUCGCACUUCGACACCAACCACAGAAGGAAAAGAGAGGUCGUCCAAGAGAUUCAAAAAUUCCAAGAAGGAAGUGGAGAAGCCUCCGGUAGGCAAAACGCGACGCAUCCUACCUCGUAACGGUGGAAAGAGAGGGCGUCAAGCGGAGCAAGGAGCUGUAAGCAUGGUGUCUCAACGCUGCCAUAAACAACUUGCUUGCUUAAGGGAUAUUCCUCCAACUUCGCAAAACACAAAAAUUCAAGAUGAAGUUACGUUCCAAAAAACAUUACAAGAUAAAGGCAGUUCCUCUCAUGGUUGUGCAUCGUACUGUUGCAGAUGGUGGAAACGUUGGAUCCGUUCCAAGACCUCACGUGAGCAUCCAUGGUGUCAGGUGAGGAAACUACCCCCAAGGGCAACCCAAGAUUUUCUACGUAAAUUACUUGUUUUGUGUAUACACAUUGGCUGGUUUGUCACAUUUAUAGGUGCCAUCGCUGGCAAUGCAUGGAGAUUCACCUGGUUUGUGAUAGUCUUUGACUUACUUGUUCUUGUCAGCUUGUUUGCUGCUGUCGGCAGUGAUAGUGUACGAUUCUAUAGAUUGGCUGUAUCCUUUUGUUUUACUACUAUACUUUACGUGGGACUGGAUUUUCGUGAUACACUGAUUAUGACACUUUUAGGUAUUGGCAUAACAUUCAGUUGUGGGCAGAUAGAAUUUUAUAUAUACUCGACUAGAGCUGAAUUUCAGGCGGUUGGUGCCGGCUUAAUCUUUUUAUCAAUGGUUGAGCUAUUUUGGGUACUUGUAUUUGGAUGUGAGGAAGGAUCAUUUGUGCACAAUAGUGUCAACGCAGCUUCAAUUAGCAAACCCUCUGUCCACUCCAAUAUUGGACCUGCCCUCAGUGGCCUCGGUGGCCUCAGUUAUGCACCACCGCAAACAGAGAAUCGUGAGAGUCAAGUUAUAGUCUCACCAAAUGCUGAAUAUGCCUAUAGAGCCAAAGCACUGUAUACAUAUCAAGCGAAUGCAGAAGAUCCAAAUGAGCUGUCAUUCUCAAAAGGAGAAAUUCUUGAGAUUGUUGAUAAGAAGGGUAAAUGGUGGCAAGCAAAGAAACUUGAUGGUUCUGUUGGUAUAGCACCAAGCAAUUACGUAAGUUGA